Messenger RNA from Ceraceosorus guamensis, 1971 nucleotides. RefSeq lists its product as hypothetical. The coding region runs from base 316 to 1899 and encodes 527 amino acids. The record is from RefSeq and is a predicted model, not a curated record. The transcript has 2 exons. NCBI's taxonomy places the organism in Eukaryota, Fungi, Basidiomycota, Exobasidiomycetes, Ceraceosorales, Ceraceosoraceae.
CGAACGUGUGGCAUGACGAGCAUCUUGUCUCAACAUUGUCGAUGCUGGCUGGAGCUUCAAAGCCGGCGAUCGGGCUGACGGACGUUGGCGCUGAUGCGCCUUCCGAUAUUAUCUUCACAACGCCACCUUCCAGCAGCACCAUAGGAUACUCCGUUCCAAUGACAGCCGGUGAAUCGGAUGACUCAUGCGGCAGCGUGUGUAUCCGUCUUGGACUCCACUCGACUUUUUUAACUCGUUCCUCAAUGCGGCACGCUCUGAAUCGGAGUAUCUUGAAGGUACUUAAGUGACUAAAAUCACGACUUCUGUCUGGAACCCAUGGAUGCUUCCACAAAAAACGCAAGAAGACUUUCGUGCCAAGACACGCCGUCACUUCGACUCACUUUUUCUUUCUUUUUCUUUACUCUUCAAACACAAGUUUCGUUCGAUAUGCUACUAGGACCCAGCGGCGCGUCACUUUGCCCUGCACUGCUGCUCCUGCUUUCCACGUCCGCUACAUGUGCCGCACUGUCUGCUGGACGAGGCUUGCGGGCUGGCUUGCGCGAGUUGCAACCAGCGGCGACCACCAGCGAGCGCUUGGGCUCAUCAGCGCAACGCCUGGGAGUGGCUGCGGGCAGCCCUCACAGUCCCGUCUCGUCCGGUCAUUCAGGUUAUUCUCGGAUCGAUCUCGAUCAUGACUUUGCUCCUCAUGAGCUUGACGCAUGGAAGCUUCCUUCUCCAGCGGCUUCGCGGCGACGUCAUUCAGCGGGAAAUCUCUCGAGUUCGCAUCUGUCUGAUGCUCGCACCAGCAAUCACGACCAUGUCCAACAUCCGAAAGCUUCUGGGGAAGAACACGAUUCUCUCGCCUGGCUGGACGAAGAUCUUCACAGCCACUUUCCAGAAGAUCUCGUGCAUUCUUGGCUGAGGACGCCUUCACCAACGCGCGGAACUCCAAGUCCUGCAACCUCGUCCACUAGCCUGGCUUCGAAGCAAGCACAGGAGAAGCACCUUUUAGCAGUGUCCGAGACUCGUUCCGCUGAGCGCCGCCCGUCGACUCCUGAGCAAACGCGAGCGGAACAAUCAGCUGCCACUUCGCCCCAUCUCUCUGGACAUACAGAAAGCUUAGGGGAAGAGGGAGAUGAAUCUCUCAAUCCCGCGACAAAGAAAAGGCAGAAACGGAAACUUACUCACGUCGACCCUAGUACAUACGGCAAGCAAAAGCUUCCGACGCUGCUCGAUCAGAAAAAGCUUUCCGCUCAUGGAGAGCAUUCGGCAGCGCUUCACUCCGCCAUUUUUGCCAAAGCCAAGGCGGAAGGCUUGCCGGAAGUGCCUCAAAAUGGCUGGCACCUGCGACAGAUGAGAUCCUGGGUGAGGGCUCAGAAAGUGCAAGCCGCACAGGCACAAGAUGCCCACGGGACGCAUAUGCAGCGGCCAGAACCUGCAGCAGCAACAUCAGAUCCCCAGAAAGCUGGAUCUUCCGCCUUUUCGUCAACGAAAUGGUCCGCAGCCAAAAGAACAGGCACCACUAUGAGCAGCUUGCUACGGAAGAAGGGCAAGCUGGAGAAUGAAGGCAAGGACGCAAGUCAGAUUGAUACACAGAUCGCGGCAUUAGCAAAGCAGCUCGGCAUACCCAUCCCGAAGAGUAGAUGGGAAUUCACCACCAAUUCGUUGGACUUCCCUCCGCUAACAGGCAAGGACUUGUCCGAGGCCAGUAUCCUUGCUCUCUUUAGAAUGAAAAGUCAAGGACUAGCGGGCAAGAAAGAUAUCAGCGAGAUUCAAGCUGAGAUCGACCGAAGGGCGCGAGAAGAAGGUGUGGCGAACCCGGAGAAUGUCGCGCAAUUCUAUUCGCGGCGCAGAAAACUCAGGUCGGAGAAGGCUGAGGGAAAGACGACGGGAACAAAGCAAUACGUCCCGAGGACAUGAGCCCUAGCUAUCACCAAAGGCAGAGAUAAGAUGGCGCCAGGAAGGCUCUAUGUGAACAGCACACUUUCGUUU